AUGACUCCCGAACACUUCGAUUCUGCGUCUACCUCCCCCUAUAGCGACUUUUCCCCAUCCAAUUCCCUCUUCAAGCGCUGUAAAACAUGUGCAACCACCGCCCCGACCUGUCCCACUUGCGAUGACGGGUACAUCUGUACGAUGACCAGCCCAAGCUGUGAUACGUGUGCGAGCACCAAAUGUGUUUCGAAUGGCAACACUUCCUCCCAGCCCAAGUCCAGUGGCCCCAAUAUCGGUGCCAUUGCCGGUGGUGUGGUCGGAGGUGUGAUUGCUCUCGCCGCCCUACUUUUCUUGAUUUGGUGGUUCGUCAUCCGUCCUCGACGCGACGAGCGCAAGUCUCAACAGGAAAAGAGCGAUACAUUCGCUGCCCAGCGAUCGGAGCGCAAGUCAACCCAGUCCAUCGCCUCGACCGUCCUCACCCGUGCCUCCAACGUCAUACAAAUCGCAUACAUUCCUGGUGUCACUAACCGAUCACCCCCGGAGACGCCUGCCUCGCUGGUACCUCCCGUCCCUCCACUGCCUGGCGCAACCCCCGAUCAGCACUUCUUCAUGCCCGGUGAUCUGCGUGACUCUUCUUGGACGGCCACCACAGGCCACCAGAGUAUCUCGCCCACCUUGCGAAGCAGUGUGGCCACUACAAUCUACCGCAAUGACGCCAUCGUCAGUGCUAUUCCCGCUCAGCAGAUCCAGCGUUCUCGGGCAAAUAUUGUCAGCGUACACAACGGCCCUGGCGGCCCCGGUGACAACACUUCGAUACAACCCGUUCCCGUCAUGAUUACUCCCAGGGAUGCGCCCGCGGUGCCUGCUAUCACCUCAUCGCAGCUCGCCAAGGCUGAGGCCAUGAAGGCUGGACCUGGCAGCUCGAUUGUGGCUCGCCAGGUGGUCGCUAAGCCGGUGAUGGUUCGCGGGCCCUCGGUGAAGAAGAAGGACGGCCAGUCCAGCACAGAAUCUAGCACGAAGGAAGUCAAGCUCAGCGCUGCGGACUCGGCAAACAGCAGUCGCCAAUUCGACCAUCAAACCUCGACCUUCGACGGCAACUCAUCAGAUGAAGAGGAAGAUGACACGCACCCUUCCACAUCGUCCAACUCGACGGGUGCAAAGGCAUCUGCCUCAGCCAAGGAAGACUCAACUUCCAAGAGCCCCUUUUCCGACUCGGCCAGCACCAGCAACACAGCGUCGGCAAAUCUUCAACGAAACUCUCUUCAUGCCAGUCAAAUACCGCCACCGCGUGUAUCAAGUCCAUUCUCAGACGCGAAUGAAGUUUUGUGA
Messenger RNA from Penicillium atrosanguineum, 1269 nucleotides. RefSeq lists its product as uncharacterized. The transcript has a single exon. Lineage: Eukaryota; Fungi; Ascomycota; Eurotiomycetes; Eurotiales; Aspergillaceae. The coding region runs from base 1 to 1269 and encodes 422 amino acids. The record is from RefSeq and is a predicted model, not a curated record.